Messenger RNA from Symbiodinium natans, 2100 nucleotides. Lineage: Eukaryota; Dinophyceae; Suessiales; Symbiodiniaceae. The record is from the annotation of a GenBank genome assembly.
AUGAUUGCAUCUUGCUUCGUCGCUCGAAGUGCUUAUUGCCUUGAGUUAGAGGAUGUCAGAAGCCUCGACUGUCUGUGCAAGGCCCUGAGCAAUCCAGGAGAAGCGACAGUGAGCGCUGACAGCUUGAGGCCAAAGCUCUCCAACAAACGGCCCCUUGAAGAUGAGGAGCUGUGCUUCGAUGAUGCCUUCGAAACUCUGGGUGCUCAGGGUGCGAAGGACGUUGGAAAUCUGUUGUUCAAGCUGGGCGACAUGGAGGCUGCGGCAGAGUUCUACACCCGGGGCCUGAAGUUGCUUGAGAGCUGUGCGGGCUCGGCUCAGGACAACGUGGAGUGGGUAUUGGCAAAUCGACACGGCUCUUUGCAGCCUGCGCGUGUAGUUUGCCGAGGCGCUGCUGAUCGCCUAGAUCUGAAGCUUUGUGGUACCGGCGAAGUCAUUGAGGGAAUUCCCGGAUCUGCAGUUCUUGGUGUGCGUUUGGAGCAGCUGAUGCUUCAGGGCAGCUUGCAUCUGAAUCGCUCACGGGCACUCACGCAGCUUGGGCACCAAGCUGAAGCUGCACAGGACCUGUCCAUCGUGAUAUCGCUGUGGGCAACGCAUUCUGCAGCGGGUUCUCCGCGAGUUGCGAAGGACGAGGAGUGCAAGGAGCAACUUGUCAAGGCCUACUACCUGCGUGCCAAGACGCGCUUGUCAAGGCAGCGAAUCGAGCCUGCAAGGAACGACCUGGCAGCUGCGGCGGCCCUGAGGCCUGGCGAGGCAACAGCAGCACUCCUGCGCCAGGCAGAACGUGAACUUGAGGCCGUGCAGAAAGAGAAGGUCAGAAGCAACAAGAAGUUGGCGAAGGAGAUUGCCAAAUUUGCGGAUGCAGCAAUGUCAGGACUGGAGUGCCUGGAGGAUGCACUGCGACUCUUGGGCGAAAGGCCCACGUGGAAGCAGCUGCCUAACACGCAGCAACAGCAUCAGUGCACAGGCUGGAGAGCUUCCGUGAGUCAUUAUGCCACAAAGGGCACCGUCUUUGUACAGGGUGCCGAUGCGGCAGUGCUGGAAGCGAAGUUGAAGCAUGCCAUCGAGGCUGCCUCGCAACCUGGAGACUCUAGAGCCCAUGCCGCGCUGCAGGCCAUCCGGCACCAGGCAAAUACCGUGCCGCAGGGGCCCAGAGCAGCUGCGCUGGUUGACCCACCGGUCCUGGAAGGUGAGUCUUGGUACCUCUACUUGGACGGAGCUUGUCCAACGAACCAAAAUGUCCACGAUGUGGCGCAUUCUGCUGGGUGGGGCGUUGCAGUUUACUCUUCUUCGCCAGGCCAUGGCAAGAGGGAGGCAGCCCGCCUCUUUGGACCCGUGGAGGUCAACCGCAGCUCACCUUUCAGCCUUGGUGCGGAGGUGUGCUCCAACAACACGGCAGAGCUGACUGCCUUCGGCGAGGCCCUUUUGUGGCUUCGCGACGAAGCGCCAGGACCCAAAGACAGGCCCGCGGUGCUCUGCUACGACUCACAGUAUGCGAAAAAGGCGAUGACCGGCGAAAACCGCGCGCACGCGAAUCUGGACCUCGUGGCAUCGGUUCAAGGGCUCUGGCAGGACAUGUCUACCAGAAGAAGGCUGCAGCUGAACUGGGUCAAGGGCCAUGCUGGCGACGUGGGCAAUGAACUGGCCGACAAGCUGGCGAACGAAGGGGCCACAGGUCGAGUGAGCAAGGAUUCCAAGCGUUGGUCCCAACGUGCGGCAGGAGCGAGGCCAGAGCCAGAGGCCAAGCGUGCAAGACGCAUGGCUUCUGCAGACGUUUCCCAUGCGCUGGCUGGUGGUGCACACAUGGCCAACAUGCGCCAGAGUGCAAGAGCUGAUGCCCAACUGGGAGGGCCCUCGCUGGAAGGGCCCUCGGGCGUGAUUCUGUUCGGUCCGAAGAAGGGCCAGUCGUUGCAUCACGUCAGCUGUGAUCCUCCAGCGGCCGCGCAGGCCAUCGGAGCCUUGCAAGCAUUCUUGGUCACGGCGGGUCUGUGGGAGGCAUUCGAGCAGUCCAGGUUCAACCCUUCAGCGCAGCCAGACGGCACGGCCGGAUUUCAGAUUGGCCGCGACGCCAUGAGCGCGGGCCACCGGGAUGUCCGAAGGUGA